CCGGUAGAGAAUCAGGAGGCAGUCAGUCACUGGCGAGACUUCCCUCACAGACAGCGGCACCGGAGCGGACGGACGGACGGACGGUGGAGAGAAAGAGAGAGAGAAAAGGGGUAUAAAAAGAACAAAUAAACGCCGCUUGUGUGGAGCCAGCAGCCACAGGACAGCACCAACUAAGCCCAAGCACCGCGAGAGGAAACUACGGAGCGGAGGGAAUUGUCAUCCCCCCCUAAACUUAGUGGCUCCGUCGGCGGGGCGCUUGUCUUCGCUCGCACCGCCGCUGCUCGCCCGCUCUCCGGCCGCCAGCCUGCGUCCCAGCCCCGCUCGCUGGGUUAGCGUACCCCCGCUAGCUAACACACCCGCCGCUCCUCGCGACACUUCUCCCCCCCCCGGAAGAAACUGCACCUGUCCCGGCUGUCAGUCACCCGCCACCCCCGUGUCACCUCCAAACAAUGUCCUUCUCCGUUUUUGGUGACUUUUUACAUCCGACGUCGGGUUUAACGCACACUUUCCGGAGCCGCCAGUGACCGCUAAGCUAACAGGCUAACAAGUUGACGUGGAGGCGGAACUCGGAACCUUUUUUUUUUUUUUUUUUUUUGGAUUGUCGAGAUUGUUGUUGCUGUUCUCCCAAGCUGUGAUUUCACACACGGAUUAUCAUUUAAUAUCAAUUUUCCGUAUAUCGUGGACCUUUUUUGGACUAUUUCCCCCCUGUUUGGUGACAUUUAAAACCAAAUCAUCUGCGUUUUUAAAAAGAAACCAAAACAGUUAGCUAUGUUUAUUUGUGGCCAGAAAGUUAGUGUCUCCGGUGUUUACAGAUCCCACAGCGGGACGAUUUCCUGGUUCCAGCGCUGCAACGGAAUCAUUAGCUAACACAGACCUAGCUCACGUUAGAUUAAGUCGUAGUACUUUUAUGUUUGCUAGAUAGUUAGUGAGUGGAAUUAAACCAGUGCCAAAACCGUUAAAAUCACAGAUUGAUUUGGUUAAAUAUCGAAUUGCGAACCUAUAUUGCCAUCGCGAUUUUACUGAACGAUGUAAAAAUAGGAAAACAGGCUUCAGCUCAACAUUUAUUGUGAAAUAUACUCAAGGUUUUCUCUUAGAGUCAAAAUUGUCUAAAGUUUCUGUUUUGAUUUUUCAAAAAAAUUGGUAUAGAACGCCAAACAGUCAGAAAAUAGAGCGAUUUAAUCGCGAUUUGAAAACAAUACUUUGUUAAGAACUAGAAGUAAGCUGUUGCUAAAGCAGCUGUUGAUAGUGUUUUGAAAUUCAGCGUUCAAAAAUAAGAAUAAUUAAGCACAUUUGAAUCCUGCAGUGUUGAUUUAAGUCAAUAAAACAAACAAAUAUAGGCCAAAAUUUUAUUUUUUUUCUCUUUGGCAAGGAACUAUCAGUGUCUUUUUUUGCCAGUAAAUCAAAAGUCACCAGCUUGAGAAACUCACACCUGCAGUUUUUUUCUCUGUUUUCCAGUGACAUUACUGCUAUUUUUCUACGCACCCUGGAAAGAAAAUUGGACUCAAACAGUGUGGCCUCUGAUCACUGAACCCUUUUACCUGCACUUGACAGUGAAGUCACGUUGACUUGUGUCCCGGCGGGGAGUUGAUCCAUUGAUCGGAUCGUUAUUUGUGCGUUUUUGUUUUUGUUUGUAGGAGAAGCAAAUAAGAGCGAGAGAAAUAGAUAACUGAGAAGAUGUCAGGCCAGUCCAUCACAGACCGGAUCGCCGCAGCACAGCACAGCAUGACCGGCUCGGCCAUCAGCAAAGCUGUGUGCAAAGCCACCACGCAUGAAGUCAGUGGACCCAAGAAGAAACACCUUGACUAUCUGAUCCACUGCACCAAUGAGAUGAACGUGAACAUUCCCCAGCUGGCAGACACGCUGUUUGAGCGCACGGCCAACUCCAGCUGGGUGGUUGUCUUCAAAGCCCUUAUCACCACCCACCACCUCAUGAUGUACGGCAACGAGCGUUUCAUCCAGUACCUGGCCUCCAGAAACACUCUGUUUAACCUGAACAACUUCCUGGAUAAAGGAGCUCUGCAAGGUUACGACAUGUCGACCUUCAUCAGACGAUACAGCCGUUACCUGAACGAGAAGGCCAUGUCGUACAGACUGGUGGCGGUGGACUUCACCAAGAUGAAGAGAGGGAUUGAUGGAGUGAUGCGAACAAUGAACACGGAGAAGCUGAUCAAGACUCUGCCCAUCAUCCAGAACCAGCUGGAUGCACUGCUGGAUUUCCAGGCUAACCCUAAUGAGCUGACCAACGGAGUGAUCAACUCGGCCUUCAUGCUGCUCUUCAAAGACUCCAUAAGGCUGUUUGCAGCCUAUAAUGAAGGGGUCAUCAACCUGCUGGAGAAAUACUUUGACAUGAAGAAGAACCAGUGUAAAGACGCUCUGGACAUCUACAAGAAGUUUCUGUGCAGGAUGACCAAGCUGUCAGAGUUCCUCAAAGUGGCCGAGGCUCCCAGCAGCCUCCUGGAGGCUUUAGAGCAGCAUCUGGGCUCUCUGGAGGGAAAGAAAACCAAGGAGUUGAAUGCAGACACCAGAGCGUCCACCCUGUCCAACGCCGUCUCGUCUCUCUCCACCACCGGCAUGUCCUUCAGUCGCAUGGACGAGAAGGAGAAGCAGCAGGCUUUAGAGGAGGAGCAGGCCAGACUGCAGGCGCUGAAGGACCAGCGCCUGAAGGAGAUCAACGUGCAUACUCCGCCCUCUGCCUCCCCCAGCAGCCACUCAAUAGGCAUCGCCAACAACAACAACCACCACAUCAUACACACCCCUGAGUUGUUCAGCUCUGUACUGCCUGCCAACAGUGUCCCCAACCUGAACAGUGACCUGUUUGAUCUUCAGCCGGCCUUCAUCCCCGCUGUGCACAGCACUCCUUCCAUCUCCACCGCUAACAGUGCCUGGGGAGGACUGGAGAGCCAGAAUCUGCAGCAGACCACAGCGGCCAUGACCCUAGAUUUCGAUGCCGUGUUUGGGAAUAAGGCCACGCCCAGUAACAACGGCCCACAACCUGCAGCCGGUUUCGAUGCUCUCGGAGAUUUGUUGAAGCCCACAGUUCACACACACACCGGACCUCCUCUUCAUCAUCAUCUUCAUCAUCAUCAUCAUCACCCUCAAAUGGCGAUCCAUCCUGGAGGAAAGCUGCUCGCCAACGACCUCGACUCGUCCCUGGCCAACCUCGUCGGCAAUCUGCAGUUUGGUGGAACUCCAGCCAAGAAACCAGAGAUGCAGUGGAACCAGCCGGGAGAGAAGAAGCUGACGGGCGGUCAGAACUGGCAGAAUAAGACCAUGUCCACCACACAGUGGGGUCCUGCACCUGUGGCCCCGCAGCCCAUACCUGUACAACACGUGAAUGGAAUGUUCUAUACUAGUUAUGCUCCAGCUCCCAUGGCUUUUCCCAUGACCACACCGCAAGUGCCUGUGUAUGGAAUGGUUCCUCCCCAGAUGGGUCAGAUGGGCGGGGUUCCAGUGAUGGCUCCUCAGCCAAUGAUGUACAACCAGCCUGUUCUCAGACCCACCAACCCCUUCGCACCCAUACCCGGAGCCCAGAUGCAGUUCAUGUAAUCCAGUCCGGGGGGCAGCAGAGUGCCAAAAGCGACAAACAAACAAAACAGCAGAAGAAAACACACGAGGGGAAUGAAAAUGAAUCGGACGGACGGAGGAGGGAUUCGAUCAAACCAAAAACACGAGGUGGAAAGAGGUGGAGAUGAUUCGGCGGAGGGAUGAGGGGAUGAAGGGAUGAAGUGUCAUCCUUACUGGUUUUUGUCUGAAACAACUCAUCUGUGUCUGUGUGUGUGCGCGCGUGUGUGCUUCUUUCUGUUCUCUUAAAUCCUACGGAUGGAGUGAUGAUUCAGGAGAAGGAAAAAGCGAUGAGAGAAAGAAAAGGUGGCGAAAGAUGGAGGAGAAAGAGGGGAUGGAGGAAAUCCUACCUCUUGUUUUGUUUUUCUUUUUCUUUUAAAAAGUCAGACUCUUGUUUUUCUGACGACGGUGAAAAGUCUCUGCUGCAGAAUUAGCUUUAUUUCAUACUGGUGCUAUUUUUGUCUCCUCUGCUCGUCUGCAACGACAACAUGCUCGCGUCAAAGAGGAGACAAGUGUGUGUGUGUGUGUGUGUGGUAGUUGUUUCAGACAACACCGUCCUCUCCAUCCCGUCCCUCGUAUUCUCGUAACUGUCCAAUCGAGCGGGCGAUUUAACGGCAAAUCCUGUGGCGUGACUUUUCCUCCUCUGUUCGGAUUAUCUCAGUAUUCCCCCCCCCCCGCACCGCUAUCGGGUCUUGUAUAGAAUUCAUGUCAACUUCUUCGUCACAGUUUUUUCUCAUGUUUUUCUUCUCUUGAAGCCACAGAUACACACAGAGAAAUGUGAGGGUUUAGCAGUAGAAACGUGCUAGCGCGGUACAGAGUCUUCAGAUAGCAGCACAGCGAAAUGCGUAAAACAUGAAACCAAUUGUAGCUGUUUAGCUAACCAUGCUAACACCAUAGCUGCUAGCUUUAAGCUAGCUAGUGCUAAACUGUCAAUAAUUGGCCGUAUUGAUAAAAAAAAAAUAUUGCCGAGCAGUUUGUACUAUAACAGAACAUUUUCUGAAACCUUAACGUAAGAUAAAUGCGUAUUAUUAUAAUAUUAAAAGGCGGUGUGAAACACGGCUAACAUGCUGCGUCAGCUUCCUCCAUUUUGCACUCGUGAAAGCUUGCUAAGCGAGUCUAAGUUCUCAAUAAAAAGUUGAACUUUUUAUGAAACAUUCUGCACAAAUUAAUCUCCCCCCAAUUUUUUUUAAUAAACUAUGGUGUGACCGCGCCUUUAGCUAGGCAGCAUUUUAAAUGCACUCCUUUUGUCGCACUGUGUUGAGGGGCGCGCCGAACGCGAAUAUCGAUCUAAGCAACGUUACAAUCUCGACCUUCCAAAGCAAAGGCGGGAUCAAGGAUUUGACCACGCCCCCUGUGUGAUGUCCUGCAGGAAAAACGCAGUAUUGUGGUUGUAGCCCUUGUAGCACGAUUACACAUUAGCUCCUCUCGCUAACCCAAUGCUGCUGCCAACUAAUGGUAACCAUGGCAACACACCGACCAAACUCAAAACUAGUGGAACAUCCUGGAUUUAAACAUUUACUGGUUAUUGUUACAUUCAUAUUGUUAAUAAAUGAUUUAAAUUUGACCACAAAACCUUAGUGUGGUACAUUGUAAGCGAAUGAUGGACAUUAUAUCCCUUAUGACACCAUGUAGACAAUCGAGAAUGGGAUUUAAAAAAAAUGAUGACAUAAAACCAGUGAUUCUAGACUUAGCUCGACAAGUCUAUAAAUGGCUGACCCAUCUGUGCUAAAAGAUAGAUAACGGAUAACAAACUUGAGCAUCUGGAGGAUUUGGAGAAUGGUGACACCCCUUGUUUACUAGCAUUAGCUUGUUAGCGCCUCGAUGACCUGUGUGUAUCUGGUUGUUUUAUUGUCCUUUUUUCGUCAUUCGCCCGCCAUGCAGUUCCAAACAUCGAGCGUCUCUAAAAACCAGAGCGUUUUUUCACAAAGGUACGACAUCCCGUCGACAAAUCCACGUUAUGUGCCAAUGAUUGAUGACGCACGCGCGACUCCAAACGUCAAACCCAGUGCAGUAGAAUUCACUUGAAAUUGCACUGAAUCCACGUUGAGACUCUUUUUAAAAAGCGGAACUCCACCGGCGAUAGAGCCGAACCUCGCUCUGUCGUUUCGCAGCAUCUCCAGUUGGGAGAGGUUUAAAAUAUCAAUCGCGUAAAAGACGUUGUGGUUAUUCUUCAACCAAAGCGAACAUCGCCAUGAGAUUGACUGUUGGUGUUUUAUGCAUUUUAUCAUGUGUUUCUGUGCAUACGUUUUUGUUUUUCUUCAUCCGAGGGCUAUUUCUGAGCGUCAAAUGUGAUUGCGAGUUUGACAUGAAAUGUGCUAGUUUUUUUCCCCCCCUUCUUUCUCUGUUCUAGAAAAUCAAAUUUUGUUGCAAAAUGCACAUGCGAAAAUUUUGCACUGAAGUGACUAUCCUGCCGCAGUAAACCUGUUGUGUUUUUUUUACCUGUUUUUCUGGUGUGAAAAAAGUCGAUCAGAGUGUGCUUUGAAGUUUGUAAAGAUAGUUUUUUUCGGGGUUUUCUAAUCUACGUUAUUUUCAAACUUUAAAAUUGUAAGUAACUUUCACCCACCCCGUCAAAAACGUCCCAUUCAUCAGUGGUUUCCAGUAUCACACUGAAAUCUCCAGAAGCUAGCUAACUCUGUCGACUCGGUCUCUCUAGAAUUCUUUUUUUUUUUCAGUCCGUUCGGUAUGUGUAGAUGUAUAAAAAAAAAAAGAGAAAAAAAGAAAAGAAAAAAAAUCGUAAAUAAUAACCAGUUCCUGUCUAGAUUGUCUGCACUCACUCAUCACUGUCGCUGUUGGAUAGAUAUUGCUGUUCUUGUCGCGGUCUUGUGUUAGCUUAGCCUCUCGUCAUAGUGUCCUCCUUGAACUCCGUAGAAGGUUUUUUCCCACCGUAGGUUGUCCCCGCCUCGUCUCCGCCGGUGUCUCGUUACUAUUACCUCUAUUAUCUCUCUUGGUGUCUCUGUCUUUUAGGUGUAGGUGGAACCUUUCAGAGUCUCUGGCUUCUUCGCUUUAAGCAUCACUCCAGUGUCCGCUAUGAAAGGUUGUCAUUUUUCUCCGCCCCAUCUUCGCCCGAUCAUUUCGCCGUGAAAAGUCAACGACGAUAAUUGAGAUGUGGAAUGUCGUCUGUUACGUCGUCCGUCUAGAGACAUGCUAGCAGCUGGAAAGUGACGCGCAAUUAGCAACUGGACUAGCUGUUGCGCGGGAAUUUUAGUUGGAAAUCGGGGAAUCAUUUCGAUAGCUGAACAAGACUCAACUCAUUAGCUCUCGCGCUUCUCGGAGAAGUGAAAUUCUAGCCUCAGUUGCAAAAAAAAAUUUUUUUUAUGUUAAGUUGUUGAACAAAAACUUUUCUCCAACCAUAAAAAAGAAAUGUUUAAGUUUGGCCUCUGUUUUGUUGUUUAACUAUAAUAACCAACGUCAGCUCUACAGUAUGUGAAGAUCUGGCCUUUCUAACGUUCUCUUGAAGCUAAUUCUACUUUGUUGGUUUCCUUCCCCUCUCGCCGUUUUGUAACGGUGAAAUGUUUUGUGCAUGGAGUCGGAACCAGGAUUCAUUUGUCUUUGUGUCUCAAGUGGAUACAAAAUAUUCAAAAAGAUUGUAGACGAGGAGACGAGCGUCUCUUUUUUUAACGUUACUGGCUCAUCUCCGUGGCGCCAGCGUAACUGCCAGUGAUCGCACCAACUUUAUCGCGAAAGGUAAAUUUCCUAUCGUUUUUUUUUUUAAACCGAGCAUGCCGCUCCUCCCUUUCCUCACGCUUUAUUUGGGAAUUUCCCACUUUAACCACUUUUUCUCGGGGAUUGCCCGAGGGGGGGUGAUUUUAGGACGUUUUUCGGAACGUUUCUGUCGACUUUAAAAAGCUGCUACCGCCGCCUCUCUGCAUCGUUGUAGCAUGAAUCCAAGUGGAGAAGGAGACGCCGAAGAACUUUGAUGUCAUAUAAACAUGUUUGUCGCGGAGAGUGGACUCUUCUCCGGCGAAACCGUCCCCUCGCGUUUUUGGCGGUGAGAGCAUGGUUGUGUCGUCUGUGGAUGUUUGUUGUCCUUUUUACCAAAAAUAGCAUGAAAUGACAGUGAUGGUGAUGAUGACGAAUAGUGAAACUCCCUCUUUUUCCUUUUCUCGAGUCCUCGUCCAAAAAUAGCGGCGAAAACGCGACGAGACAGAUCAGACUCUCUGGUGUCAUCCGUUUGUCCCGUCCACGAACGAGCCUCUGUAGCAGAAACAGAAACGUGUUCUUUGGUCUCAGAGAAGUCCAUGCCGCUCCGCCGUCUGUGGCGCCCUCUGUGGGCCGCUCCGAGUGUUGCGAAACAAAGACGGAGGCGGAAAAAAUUCUCCCGGUUUUCUUUUUUGUUCCGUGAUUCGUGUGUCGAGUCAAAGAUUCUUGUGCACGUUGUGUUUUUUCUACAUCUGUGUUUUUUGGUAAGAAACCUCGGGAUUGCUGCCUCACUAUUCUGUAUAUAGAGAAACACACACACACACACACACACACACAGAGCUUAAACGCAUAAUCUCAUAAUCCGCAUCAUUUACUCUUUACUUUUUUUUUUCGUGAACGUGACAGAUAUACGUGUUCACGCAGCAGUAUAUACGUGCUCAGUGGGGGCGGGAUUAACUCUCAGACGAUGCAGACCUCCCUCCGCAGAAAUCAGGAUCAGCCAUGAAUUCUCAAAGAUGCCAAAUGUUUUAUUUUUGUUUUUUUAAACAGAUUUACCUUCUCUCUCUCUCUCGCUCUCGCUCUCCUUCUCUCUCUCUCUCUCCCUCUCUCUCUUGUCCCCUCCCCCUCUCGUCUCUUUGUACAUUUUUUUCUAUUUAUUUAAAGCAGAAAUAUGGAUUGUAUCGAGCAUGGAAAGGCUAACAAAUGUUACAGUGGAUUAAAAAAAGAAAAUGAAAAUCACAGGCUUUUAUUUUACAGCAGUAUAUUUGUUUAUUCUAGGGAUUUGUUUUCUCUCUUUUUUUUGAAGAAAUAAAGUCAUUUUCAUUCCUAAAA
Solea solea (common sole) is the source of this 8532-nucleotide messenger RNA. RefSeq names its product phosphatidylinositol-binding clathrin assembly protein. The record is from RefSeq and is a predicted model, not a curated record. Gene Ontology annotation, molecular function: clathrin heavy chain binding; 1-phosphatidylinositol binding; SNARE binding. Lineage: Eukaryota; Metazoa; Chordata; Actinopteri; Pleuronectiformes; Soleidae. Bases 1675 to 3546 code for a protein of 623 amino acids. Gene Ontology annotation, biological process: clathrin coat assembly; synaptic vesicle budding from presynaptic endocytic zone membrane; clathrin-dependent endocytosis. The transcript has 19 exons. Gene Ontology annotation, cellular component: extrinsic component of presynaptic endocytic zone membrane; synaptic vesicle; clathrin-coated pit.